CCGUGGUUGGAUGGGGAGGGCGAAGACAAGGGAGCUUAAAACCCAGUUACAAACCCCUCCGCCAUUCAGCCUGUCUGACCGCCUACUCAACAGAGCCGCUAAGCAAACCUUUGAGCCGGUUUUCUUCUCCCCAGCCCCGCAGUCAGCUUACUCCUCACAACCGCAGCAGCGACAACAUGCGCGAAAUUGUGCAUCUUCAGGCCGGGCAGUGCGGGAACCAGAUUGGAGCGAAGUUCUGGGAGGUGAUCAGUGAUGAGCACGGUAUUGAUCCGACAGGAACCUACCAUGGGGACAGCGAUCUGCAGCUGGAUAGGAUCAAUGUCUACUAUAAUGAAGCGUCAGGUGGAAAAUACGUACCAAGGGCCAUCUUAGUGGAUCUGGAGCCAGGCACUAUGGACUCUGUCCGCUCUGGCCCUUUCGGACAGAUCUUCAGGCCAGACAACUUUGUCUUUGGCCAGAGUGGAGCUGGUAACAACUGGGCAAAGGGCCACUACACAGAGGGGGCCGAAUUGGUGGACUCCGUCAUGGAUGUUGUGAGGAAGGAGGCUGAGAGCUGCGACUGCCUCCAGGGCUUUCAGCUCACACAUUCCCUUGGUGGUGGGACCGGCUCCGGCAUGGGAACCCUGCUCAUCAGCAAGAUCCGUGAGGAGUACCCCGAUCGUAUCAUGAACACCUUCAGUGUGGUGCCUUCUCCCAAGGUGUCUGACACUGUGGUGGAGCCCUACAAUGCCACCCUCUCCGUGCACCAGCUGGUUGAGAACACUGACGAGACCUACUGCAUUGACAACGAGGCCCUAUAUGACAUCUGCUUCCGUACCCUCAAACUCACCACGCCCACUUACGGAGACCUCAACCAUCUGGUCUCGGCCACCAUGAGUGGGGUGACGACCUGCCUGCGGUUCCCCGGCCAGCUCAACGCCGACCUCCGCAAACUUGCCGUCAACAUGGUCCCCUUCCCCCGUCUGCACUUUUUCAUGCCAGGCUUCGCGCCGCUCACCAGCAGGGGCAGCCAGCAGUACAGAGCUCUCUCUGUGCCCGAACUCACACAGCAGAUGUUCGAUGCCAAGAACAUGAUGGCGGCUUGCGACCCGCGCCACGGCCGCUACCUGACCGUGGCCGCCGUCUUCCGAGGCCGCAUGUCCAUGAAGGAGGUGGACGAGCAGAUGCUGAAUGUGCAGAACAAAAACAGCAGCUACUUUGUGGAGUGGAUCCCCAACAACGUCAAGACAGCCGUUUGCGACAUCCCGCCCCGCGGGCUCAAAAUGGCCGCCACCUUCAUAGGCAACAGCACGGCCAUCCAGGAGCUGUUCAAGCGCAUCUCCGAGCAGUUCACUGCCAUGUUCCGCCGCAAGGCCUUCCUCCACUGGUACACCGGAGAGGGCAUGGAUGAGAUGGAGUUCACCGAGGCGGAGAGCAACAUGAACGACUUGGUGUCCGAGUACCAGCAGUACCAGGAUGCCACAGCCGAGGAGGGAGAGUUCGAGGAGGAAGGAGAGGAGGAAGUUGCCUGAGGCAAAAUUCGCUCAUCAUUUCUUAUCGGCACUCAUCCAUCCGUUUAUCCAAAUCCUACUCUGCUCUUUGCUUAUUUCUAGUUAGUACUUUCCUUCAUGCGUUGUCCUUUCCUUUCUCUCAUUCAUGUCAUCUCUUCCGUUUGUCGUCUUUCUUCUUCUGUCAGAGUAGGAUUCACACACUAAAGACAUAGUUGACCCUUGUAGACGUAACAAAGACCUGUGUGCGAGCGGUCUUUUGUCUAUAGCUUUUUGUUCAUUUUUCAUCAUCAUAUUCUUUCAUACUGGGCCCAGUUUGAAAACGUGUCCGAUAUAGCGUUGGUUGAAAUAAAUAUAUUGUAAAAGAA
This is a messenger RNA of Fundulus heteroclitus (mummichog), 1855 nucleotides long. Its product is annotated as tubulin beta-4B chain. The transcript is spliced from 5 exons. The record is from RefSeq and is a predicted model, not a curated record. Gene Ontology annotation, cellular component: cytoplasm; microtubule. The coding region runs from base 177 to 1511 and encodes 444 amino acids. Gene Ontology annotation, molecular function: GTPase activity; GTP binding; structural constituent of cytoskeleton. Lineage: Eukaryota; Metazoa; Chordata; Actinopteri; Cyprinodontiformes; Fundulidae. Gene Ontology annotation, biological process: microtubule cytoskeleton organization; mitotic cell cycle.